Molecule: messenger RNA, 393 nt
Organism: Pyricularia grisea
Lineage: Eukaryota; Fungi; Ascomycota; Sordariomycetes; Magnaporthales; Pyriculariaceae
Exons: 1
Coding region: 1-393 (130 amino acids)
Source: RefSeq, a predicted model, not a curated record
AUGAAGCUCCUCCACCUUACCCUAACCACCGCGGCCAGCCUCUCGGCCACAGUGCAGGCCUGCGCCCACUUCUGGGGCUACAUCACGCACAGCCCCAUCAUGGGCGACACGAUGGACGCCGGGUCCGAGAUGGUGGACGACGGCCGCGUCGUCUGCAGCAACAGCUGGUCCCUCCGCCUCGAGGGGGACCGGUUCAUCUACGGCUGCCUGCCCGGCUACUCGCUCUCGGUGGCCAAGAACGGGAGGGACGCCCGGUAUCACGCCCAUGGCGACGACUACACCUUCGGCCUGGGUGCCCGUUCAGAAAAGUACUGCUGCAUCGGGGCGUGCGACGAUAAGGGUGUCAAGAUCUCCUGUACGGAUUAUUCUUGGGAUCACUGGGAGUUUUGCUGA